Molecule: messenger RNA, 2592 nt
Organism: Vicia villosa (hairy vetch)
Lineage: Eukaryota; Viridiplantae; Streptophyta; Magnoliopsida; Fabales; Fabaceae
Exons: 8
Coding region: 203-2347 (714 amino acids)
Molecular function (GO): protein binding
Source: RefSeq, a predicted model, not a curated record
UCCCUCUUUCAUUUAUCACCAUCUCCUUUUUACGCAUGCUUGCUUCGCCUUUAAGUUGUGUGGUUAUAUAUACUUCUAUCUUUCCCCUUCACUCUCCAGUUUCCAUUUGAAUCUCAAUAUACUUCUACAUCUUAAGCCAAGUGAAGGAGCAUAUAUUAAAGUCCUCUUACGUGUAUUUCCAGAUAAUACAAUUUUCUAAAAAAUGGAUUCAACCAUGAGUAUAGUUGAAAGUCGAUCCAUUUCAAAGCCACCGUACUUUGAUGGUAAAAAUUGCACUGAAUGGAAGAAAAGAAUGAUGAUAUUUGUGCAAUCAAAUGACUUCAAACUUUGGCUUGUGAUUAAGAAUGGACAAAAAUUUCCAAAAAAGGUAAUAAAUGGUGAAGAAAUUGAGAAAUCUGAAGAUGAAUUUGAUAAAAAAGAUAUGAAGAUUAUGAAACAAGAAGCAAAAGCCAAGCAUAUUUUAUACUGUGCUUUAAAUCCAAAUGAUCUUGAAAGAGUUUCAAGUUGCAAUACAGCAAAGGAAAUGUGGGAUGAGCUUGACAAGGAAGUUUCAACAUCUAAUGUCGAUUCUAUCGCUGUAGUAUCACAAGAAGAAACAUCUGCAUCCGCAACACAACUCAACGAACCUAACUUUGAGUUUUUGGAAGAAACAAGUGAUGCUCUAGAGAAAAAGUUUGUCAAACUUUGUAUCCCCAUUCACAAGCUUGCUUUAGAAGGGAACUGGCCCGCAGCUAAGAGCCUUAUAGACGAAGAAAAUAAGCUGAAAAAUGCUGCCAUAUCAAAUGGGUGGCCUACACUACUGCAUAUUGCAGCAGGUGCAAACCACAUUGAGUUUGUGAAGAAGCUAUUGAAAAUGUUGGAUGAUACUAAUGACUUGAAAUUGCAAGAUAUGAAUGGCAACACUGCUUUCUGUUUUGCUGCUGCAGCUGGAAACAUAGAAAUUGUAAACUUAAUGCUGGAAAGAAACCGGUUGUUACCAAUUAUAAGAGGUUUAAAUGGAUAUACUCCUCUUCAGUAUGCUGCUUUGCAAGGAAGAUACAAAAUGGCAUGGCAUCUAUAUGAUAAAACCAUACAUUGUUUUCAAGAUAAAGAUUGGGACUCAUUGUUCUUUGCUUGUAUCUACACUGGCAUCUAUGAUUUAGCCUUGAAAAUGGCAAUAGAUAGGAAAGCACUGGCUUUUGCACGCGAUGCAAAUAACGAGACAGCUUUACAUUUGUUGGCUCAAAAUCAAAUACCUUUGGAUUCUUCUUGCCAUGGUCCAAAACAUGAUGAGAAUCCCAUCACGAUCAAUCCUGACAUGAAAAAACAUGUGGUUUUCCAAUUGGUUAAAUGUCUUUGGACCACGAUCGUUGAUAAAUACUACCAUUCAAAGCUAGAGUUAAGAGAAAUCAGAAAUGAACCUUCCCAACUAAUAUUUGAUGCUGCAAAAGUUGGAAAUUUUGGGUUCUUAUCAGAGCUUAUUAGUGGUUAUCCUAGCUUGAUAUGGGAUGUGGAUAGACAAAAUCGAACUAUAAUACACAUUGCUGUUUUGCAUCGUCAUGCUAGUAUUUUCAACCUUGUACAUAAAAUAGGAUAUGUAAAGGGUGUCAUAGUGACAUAUGAAGAUGAAAAAAGAAACACUUUAUUGCAUUUGGCUGCAAAGUUAGCACCACAAAGUCAACUUGAAUUGGUUUCUGGAGCAGCUUUUCAAAUGUGCCUUGAGUUAUUAUGGUUUGAGGAAGUAAAGAAAAUAAUGCUGCCACCACAAAUAAAGAUGAGAAACUCUGAUGGCUUCACUGCACAAGAACUAUUCUCAAAGGAGCAUGAAAAACUAAGGGAAAAUGGAGAACAGUGGAUGAAAAAAACGGCUGAGUCUUGUAUGUUGAUUUCAACUGUCAUUGCUACUGGAGUUUUCGCUGCUGCAACUAGUUUACCAGGAGGAACAAAUGAUGACACAGGAAAACCAAACUAUUUGUCUAAAACAUCAUUUUUGGUGUUUACAAUAUCAGAUGCAUUGGCACUCAUCUCAUCUUCAACGGCAAUAUUGGUCUUCUUGUCUAUUCUUGUCUCGCGUUAUGGAGAGUAUGAUUUUUAUAAAUCAUUGCCUUUAAAGCUAAUUUUUGGGUUAGUCGCAUUAUUCAUCUCCAUAACAAGCAUGAUGGUAGCAUUUAGCAGUGCUUUCUUCAUCAUAUACUACCAUGGUUUGAAGUGGAUUCCUAGUUCCAUUGCAAUACUUUCUUCCCUCCCAAUACUUUUGUACAUAUGGUUGCAAUUUUCUCUGUUUUCAGAUAUUAUUUACUCAAGCUACUCCUAUUGGAGAAAGCUAUCUAAGCCCGGUAGAAACAUGAUUUAUGUACUCAAGGAAUAGAGGAUCAUUAUUGAAAGGAAAAUGCUUAUUGUUACAAGACAAGAUUGAAAAUAAAAUAUGCAAGAAUCAUAUGUUUGGGUGUAGUCACUUGUAAUUUGAAGCAUUUAGUUGAUUUUAAUUUUGUUGUAGUGGUGAGAGUUUUGGAUUUGUUUGAUUUUAUAUUUUGGCUUAUGUAACCUUGGAUUUGUAUUCCUCUUUCUCCCUCUAUGAAUCAUUAGUAACAAACAUCAUUUCUCUCAUUGUAA